CCGAGUGGCCACACAGAUUAGAAUAUGGGACGCACCCGGUGUUGUUAUCUCUCUCUCUCGAUGUGGGAUUGGAUCCCAUAAAAUCCAUUUUAUUCUGUAACACACCAUCAUUCACGCUCCGUCCCUCUUAAUCUUUCUUCAUCAUCAUCUUCUUCUUCCCUCCCAGGCCUCAAUUCCAAUCGCCAUGCCUCAUCCCACGCACCACCCCCAAUCCCAACCCCAACCCCAACCCCAACCAAAACCUAAUCCCAACCUUCUCUCUCUCUUCCUCAAACCCAUCAUUAUGCUUAUUCUCACCUCCCUCUUCUUCCUCUUCAUAGGCUUCGCUGCCUUUCUCCUUCUCCACCUCUUCCUCCUUGGCGGCGCCUUCCACCGCCUUCGCUUCCGCCCCUCCUCCGCCUCCGCCUCCGCUUCCAACGCCCUCCUUCCUCGCGAAAUCAAUAAGCUCCCUCGCUUUCGCCUCUCCCGGGGAUCCCACAUGCUAGCCGACUCCCACUGCGUUGUCUGUUUAGACGCCUUUCGCAGCGGCCAGUGUUGCCGGAAACUCGCCGCCUGCGGUCACGUCUUUCACCGCAGGUGCGUCGACACGUGGCUCCUCAAAGUCGCCGCAUGCCCCACGUGCCGUACACCCGUGCGAUUUAAUGCCGGGCCUCCAGUACAUGACGCAACACUAGGUUCUGCUUUUGGCCAGUUUCAAGCCUGCGAAACUGACUCCAUUGCCGACACCCUUUUAUAGCUUUGUGAUUCCUUAAAUACUCUGCAUGCAUAAAACAUUUUUCAUUGGAGUAUUAUUAAUUAUUAAUGGUGGAGUGUGGAGCACGUCCUGCGGUACAUCCAGUUCGGCUGUUUUAUUUGCUGUGUGGUCUUUGACACAAGCACAAGAAGUUGCUGAUAGCUCAGGGGAGCACCAGAGAACUCGCACAAGACAUGGUUGAUCUUUCUAGAUGGUUAACUCCUUAAAUCUAUGUUUGUUGUGGGGAAAGAAAUGGCAGAAAUGAAAAUAAAGAAGGAAUAAAUUGAGAAAAGAAAAAUGAAUAAGAAAUACAAUUGAACUUUUAGUUGUUUGAUUCAAGUAAAAUAGUGAAAAAUUAUGAAGAGAUUAUUUUUUAUA
This is a messenger RNA of Vigna unguiculata (cowpea), 1111 nucleotides long. RefSeq names its product RING-H2 finger protein ATL56-like. NCBI's taxonomy places the organism in Eukaryota, Viridiplantae, Streptophyta, Magnoliopsida, Fabales, Fabaceae. The record is from RefSeq and is a predicted model, not a curated record.